CUCUUGUGCAAUCGAUGGCUCAGGUUGGCUGCGCGGGGAGCGGCCAGGGGCUCGCUGGCGCGCACGCCGCUGAGCCAUGAACGACUUUGACGAGUGUGGCCAAAGCGCAGCCAGCAUGUACCUGCCGGGCUGCGCCUACUAUGUGGCCCCGUCUGACUUCGCUAGCAAGCCGUCGUUCCUUUCCCAACCGUCGUCCUGCCAGAUGACUUUCCCCUACUCUUCCAACCUGGCUCCGCACGUCCAGCCCGUGCGCGAAGUGGCCUUCCGCGACUACGGCCUGGAGCGCGCCAAGUGGCCGUACCGCGGCGGCGGCGGCGGCGGCAGCGCGGGGGGCGGCAGCAGCGGGGGCGGCCCCGGCGGGGGCGGCGGCGGCGCGGGGGGCUACGCUCCCUACUACGCUGCAGCUGCGGCGGCCGCGGCGGCGGCCGCGGCGGCCGAGGAGGCGGCCAUGCAGCGCGAGUUGCUCCCGCCCGCGGGCCGCCGGCCGGACGUGCUCUUCAAGGCGCCUGAGCCGGUGUGCGCUGCGCCAGGGCCGCCGCACGGCCCCGCGGGCGCCGCCUCCAACUUCUACAGCGCGGUGGGCCGCAAUGGCAUCCUGCCACAGGGCUUCGACCAGUUCUACGAGGCGGCGCCCGGGCCCCCGUUCACCGGGCCGCAGCCCGCGCCGCCUCCCGCGCCGCCACAGCCCGAGGGCGCAGCCGACAAGGGCGACCCCAAGACCGGGGCUGGUGGCAGCGGGGGCAGUCCCUGCGCCAAGGCGACCACUGGCUCGGAGCCCAAGGGGGCAGCAGAAGGCAGCGGUGGCGACGGCGAGGGCCCCCGGGCGGAGGCGGGGGCCGAGAAGAGCGGCGGCGCAGUGGCCCCCCAGCGGUCCCGGAAAAAGCGCUGUCCCUAUACCAAGUACCAGAUCCGCGAACUGGAACGCGAGUUUUUCUUUAACGUGUACAUAAACAAAGAGAAAAGACUUCAACUCUCUCGGAUGCUCAACCUCACUGACCGGCAAGUCAAAAUCUGGUUCCAGAAUCGCAGGAUGAAAGAAAAGAAACUGAACAGAGACCGUCUGCAGUAUUUCACUGGAAACCCCUUAUUUUGAGAGCUCCAGGAAGCGCCCCCUCCCCAGCCCCACUCACCCACCCUCCUUCCCACCAGCCUGCCCUCCGCAGGCCCAAUGUCCUUGGGUUUAAUGACGUCUCUUCUCUGUGGAACUUCACGAUUCCUUCCCACGGUCAACUCGGGACCUCCCAGCGACCACUGCAGCCUGCGGACGAGGCCGGGACUUGGCCGAGCGGAUCCUAAUAAGGGGAAAAUGGUAAAUGCAAACGUCCGUUUACAAUUUUACCGCCAAUGUGCUGUCGUUCCCCCUCCCCCUCUCCGAGUCCUCGUGGGGAGACGGCGGGGUCUGUAGGAAGUUAGGCCGGGUUGGGUGUGCUAGAAGGCGCUGGUGUUUUGCUCUGAGUUUUAAGAGAUCCCUUCCUUCCUCUUCGGUGAAUGCAGAUUAUUUAAACUUUGGGAAAUGUACCCUUAGUCUGUCAUAUCAAGGCAUGAGUCACUGUCUUUUUUUUUUUUUUUUGUGCGAAUAAAUGGUUUCUAGUAAAAUGGAGGUUACAGCUUCAAUACACUGUAUGAAUUCUCCUCUUCGAGGUUUAGUGCUUCAUUAGGAUAUUUUAGUGGCCAGAACCUAUGCAACUGAAAAUCGAAUGAAAUACUUUGUAG
Molecule: messenger RNA, 1713 nt
Organism: Rhinopithecus roxellana (golden snub-nosed monkey)
Lineage: Eukaryota; Metazoa; Chordata; Mammalia; Primates; Cercopithecidae
Gene: HOXD11
Product: homeobox D11
Exons: 2
Coding region: 77-1093 (338 amino acids)
Biological process (GO): anatomical structure development; regulation of transcription by RNA polymerase II
Cellular component (GO): nucleus
Molecular function (GO): RNA polymerase II cis-regulatory region sequence-specific DNA binding; DNA-binding transcription factor activity, RNA polymerase II-specific
Source: RefSeq, a predicted model, not a curated record